Cyphellophora attinorum is the source of this 942-nucleotide messenger RNA. RefSeq names its product Catalase-related peroxidase. Gene Ontology annotation, biological process: hydrogen peroxide catabolic process; response to hydrogen peroxide. The record is from RefSeq and is a predicted model, not a curated record. NCBI's taxonomy places the organism in Eukaryota, Fungi, Ascomycota, Eurotiomycetes, Chaetothyriales, Cyphellophoraceae. Gene Ontology annotation, cellular component: peroxisome; cytoplasm; mitochondrion. The coding region runs from base 1 to 942 and encodes 313 amino acids. Gene Ontology annotation, molecular function: catalase activity; heme binding. The transcript has a single exon.
AUGCCUCUUCCUGAGAACGAAGCGACGAAUAAGACCGGCAAGGAAGUCAUCGAGACACUGAAGGGCGCCUUCCACACGCCUGCUGGAUUUCGACCGGCUCAUGCUCGUGGCAUCCUACUGAAGGGGACCUGGACACCCACCACAGAAGCUGCAUCGCUCAGCAAGGCGUACCAUUUCAACAACAGUGUCCCCGUUACUGCUCGAUUCUCGAACUCAACCGGCAUCCCCCAAAUUCCAGACAAUGACUCGAACGCGUCUCCCCGUGGGCUUGCCGUUCGAUUCAACCUUCCGAACACAUCUGAUGGAAAGAGAGCUCAUACAGAUAUCGUCGCUCACAGCAGCAAGUUCUUCCCCGUAAGAACCGGUGAAUUGUUUCUGGCUCUUCUUCAGGCACUUGGUAGCGGCAAGGCUGGAGAGUUUUUGGGAGAACAUCCAAGCGCCGCUGCCUUCGUCGGCGACCCAAAGCCAAAUCCAGUCUCAUUCGGCACUUUGCCCUACUUCGGUGUCAGCGCGUUCACGUUCACUUCCGCCGAUGGCAAGGAUACAAAUGUGCGGUACCGGUGGGUACCAGAUGCCGGCGAACAGACACUCUCUGAUGAGGACGCCAAAGCUCGCGAUCCUGCUUACCUCCACAACGAAAUUCAGACCCGAGUAGUCGACGGAGGCGUCAGCUUUAAGUUGCUGGUUCAGGUGGCUGAGACUGGCGAUCCUACGAACGAUGCAACUGUUCACUGGCCGGAAGAACGAAAGACAGUUGAAUUGGGCACGUUGAAGCUUGAUGGGGUCGUAGAAGACAACGACGAUGCGCAGAGGAAAAUCAUCUUCGAUCCAAUUCCAAGGAUCGACGGCGUGAAGGAGACAGAUGAUCCACUGUUCGAUAUGCGUGCCAGCAUAUAUUUGCAAAGUGGUAAGGACAGGCGCGCAAAUCCAUACGAUAAGUGA